Messenger RNA from Aspergillus costaricaensis CBS 115574, 867 nucleotides. RefSeq lists its product as uncharacterized. NCBI's taxonomy places the organism in Eukaryota, Fungi, Ascomycota, Eurotiomycetes, Eurotiales, Aspergillaceae. The transcript has 3 exons. The record is from RefSeq and is a predicted model, not a curated record. Bases 178 to 708 code for a protein of 176 amino acids.
GACAUCAUGGGCGCUUGAGCUAGCAAUGACCUCACGAGCUCUACCUUAUAAGACAGGUAUCGCUCGGUAGUCCUCAGCUCUCUCUUCAAUUGUUGGUUCCUUUACUCAAUUUCAAUUUUAACGUUAAUACUACAAUCCAUCACGAACCACAAUCAGAACCAUAUCAGAUCUACAACCAUGGACGUAUUCUACGCCUACACCUACUCAACAGCGGGCUGGCUCUCCCUGCAGAGCGUCGCUCUAAUCGCCGUGCCUGAAAUGAUGACCACAAUGCUGGAACAAGAAAGCAGACAGCCAUCCUCAAUUGAAACCUACCUCUCUCGCUGCCUGGGCAUGAGCCUCCUCACAAUCGCCAUUCUUACCGUCAUGCUGACCGGCUCCAUCCCCCUCACGGCGUCCAUCACCGACCCCGUCACAACCGAUGACUCUGAUCCCAAGGCGCCCUACGCGGUGCCGACGAUGCAAGUGACCACCAUCUUCCACUUUAUUUCGGCCGGGUAUGCGUACGCCUGGUUCGCGGAUAAGGGCCAAUUGGCGUUUGGGGUCGGGAUGGUGGUUUCCGGGGCGCUGGCUUCGUUGGGUAUCUGGUGUGCGCUUUUUGCCAGCAGUAAUGGAAAGAUUAGUCGGAAGACCGGGGCGGAUAAGAGGACCACGGGGUUUCCCUUCAAAAAUAGGGAGGCGGAGAAGAAGCAUGGGAAGGGGUUGUAAGGGCUUUGAUGUGGGUUGGUAAGUUAUGGAUGGUGUUAUUUAGGUGGUGUUGAUGGUGAUUUUGAUGGUUGAAGAUGCGGUUAGAGAUGGGGAGAUGUUACUGUAUGCAUUAAAUGCAUAGUGCUGACAUUGCACAAAAUGAACUAAGAUGAUUUUGAU